This is a messenger RNA of Paramacrobiotus metropolitanus, 3826 nucleotides long. RefSeq names its product AT-rich interactive domain-containing protein 4B-like. The coding region runs from base 113 to 3826 and encodes 1237 amino acids. Gene Ontology annotation, cellular component: nucleus. The record is from RefSeq and is a predicted model, not a curated record. The transcript is spliced from 9 exons. Gene Ontology annotation, biological process: regulation of transcription by RNA polymerase II. Gene Ontology annotation, molecular function: transcription cis-regulatory region binding. NCBI's taxonomy places the organism in Eukaryota, Metazoa, Tardigrada, Eutardigrada, Parachela, Macrobiotidae.
AACUGCGUAUUCGGUAUUUCCGUUUCAUUUUGUUUUGAAUUCGUCAUCCUGGAAGAAGCCGCAGACGACAGGAUUGCUGCUCUCCUAUAGAAAUACGUUUUUGAAGUUUUAGAUGGCACCGGUUCGCAAUGACGAACCUGCAGUUCUUGAAGUCGGCCAAGAAGUUAGCGCAAAAUUUAACGGUGCUUUCUGUGAGGCCAAAAUUCGAGCUGUAAGUCACUUGGAUGUUCGCGUGAAAGUGCGGGAUUCUGCAUCUGGUGAAACGUACACUGUGAAGCAUUCCGAUGUCCGCUCAGAACUCAAAGAUGUCAGAAUACAAAACACUGCCACAGUGAAACCGCCAUCGUCUAACGAAUCUGUUGUCGUUAACGUUCUUCAGGUAUUAGACUACAGCCAGUACGAAGUCGAAUUUAACGACGGAGAUAAGAAGAAUCUGAGAAGAACGUCGUUGCAUCCGAAGAGUGGGAAGCAUUUUGACGAAAGCACAUCCUUGGAUAAUAUGCCAUUAACGCAGCCAGAAAAAGCUUCUGCUGCACAGACUGCUAAAGAAGGCUCCGUGGCCAGCAGUGCCAGGUCGAAACGGCGGAACAGUCCUUCGGGCAGCGAGGCCUCCGACGAAUCGGAAAGCGAAUCCGUUCGUCGAUCCACACGAUCUCGUAGGACGACGGUGGUGGGCUCGAGACCUGUUGGACGACCGAAACGAGAAAAACAGGAAGGCGAACCUGAAUCAUUGCAGACUGAAAAAGACUCGCCAGAAGACUCACCUAAGAAAGGCCGACCGCCUCGGAAGCCGGUUGCAUCUGAUAAACCAUCUUCCUCAGCACAAGUUACCAAUCCACCGCCAGUUGUUCCCGAAGUGCGCACUGAACGGCGACAAUCGAAGCCAACCAUUAAAGAAGAGCCACACUCGUCGCCAUCGCGUUCUCCACCUCGGAAGCGCGUUCCAGUUGUAGAAGCCAAGGUGGAACCAGCAGAAAAGGCGACCGCACAGGUUAAGGAGGCUACGGUAAAGUCCGCAGUAAGCGCCAAGAACAAGGAAGGUGAGCGUGAUGAGAAGGAUGCAUCGACUGCUCGAAGCCAGAGAGAGAAAAGAGGAAGAGAAGAAAGCCGAGAGGCUGUUUCUCCUCCUAAGAAGGUCACCCCAAACAUUCCUGGCAGCAGCAGCGCUGUUGAGCCGCGCAAAACAGAGGCUGUUCCCAAGCAGGAACCGGGCCUAGAUGCGGACUAUCCGCUGAAGUCUAUUGUUUGUGUUCCACAAAACGGACGGAAAAAGUUUAAAUGGCUCCCGGGAUUGGUAGUCCAUCCAGAAUGUCGCAAGAAGGGUGGAAGACUUGAUACAUCGAAGGAACUGCUUGUUCGUCUUUUUAGCAGUGGGAAUUUUGUCAAGGUGCUAAAAAGUCAGGUUAAACCAUUUUCGGAAAGCUUAUAUAGCGAACCAGAGGAAGAUCGGAUCCAGACAUUUAACCCGGAUUACGCUUUAUUGUAUUUUCGGGAUCAGAGCCUUCCUCCCACUUGGCAGCCCACGCUGUUUGUGCCGUUUGACCAACAUGAAGGCACAGACGAAGGUGACGAUGGAGAGGACUCUGGAGGGAGGGAUGACCCCGAUGACGAAUCGGAAGCCAACCGUUUUAUGAUACAGUUCAUUAAAUAUCGCGACGAAAGCGGACAUCCGUACGACGGGGAGCCGACCGUUCUCGGCAAAACUGUGGAUAUGUACAAAUUGUAUCGCGAGGUGCACCACGUUGGUGGCUUUAAUCGCUGUACUCAAGAGAGCAAAUGGCCAGAGAUCUGCGGAGCGUUGAGUAUCUCCAGAGACGGAGCGGACUCGUUAAAAAACAUUUACCAAACGCAUUUCCAUGGAGGAUUCGAGACCUUCUUUCGCACUUUGGCAUCCAGUAUCAGUGAUAUACGGCUAGGGAGAAAAAGACACCAGUAUACGAGUCAAGAAGUGCAUCCCACAGAACCCGUUCGUCCAAAGCCAGCCGAACCAGCGUUACCUAGUAGCCCACAACCUGCACCACAACCGGUGAAGCGUCCACCUCCUGGCAGACCAAGAGGACGUCCUCCGGGUAGUACAAAAACCGAAAAGGCGCCUUCCAAGGAAAAGUCAACGGAACCCAUUCGGGAUGAACCCAAAAUGCCGUCUACUUCCCAGCCGGUUGUUAAAAAUGAAAAACCUGAUGAUGUUAAACCUGCUACGGCAGAUACGCCACAAACGACGACCGCGAAAAGUAAAGUGGCACCCCCGGGCCCGGAAACACUUGAUUUGUCAAAGCUGCGAUCGGGAGCGGUGGUUGAAGUUUUAUACCACAAUAAGAAAACCAAGAAGGUGUUGGCGUACAACGCAAGGAUUUUGGAUAAUGUCGGCGAUAUUGCCUAUUACGUGCAUUAUGCUCAUUGGAAUAAACGGUAUGACGAAUGGAUACCACUUAAAGCUGUUAUCAAAAUUGUCGAUACCUCGGAAAUUGGUUUCAAGCAGUAUGUUUUUAAUCCUUCCAUGCAAGUCAGGAAUAGAAAUAAACUGAAAGGACCGGAAUGGAAUAAAUGGCGACAAGCGUUGGACGCUGCCUUGGGUGAGACCAGCCCCAGUCCCCAGCAGACUAUCAGUACAGAUCAAAGUUCCACAAAGAGCGGUAGCGAAGUACGCGAGGAUGCUGGUUCACGACCGGAGCCUAAACCACGCGUUUCGCAGAAAAGGUCUGCCUCAAAAACUGAUGAAGAGCGGACAAAGAGUGAGAGUGAUUCGAAACAGGAGCGUGAACCGAAGGUUAUUAAACUGGACAAGGCGGCUUCGCCGGGUGUCUCAAAGCCAGUUAAGGUUGUUGUCGAACCGGAAAAAACGGUAAAGGAAAUUGCAGAGAAAGGAAAAGGUGCGGAGACUGUUACCGUUGUGACAGCGGAGCCGGUAUCUGAACCAAAACCGGUCGGAGAAAGCGUUCAAAAGCGCAAGGUUGUUGCCGUGGACAAAUCUUCUGAUCCUAGUCGUCACGGGAAAAAGGAAGUGAAGCCGGUGGCGGAAAGUGUUCCUGCAGCACCUUCCGUAGUACCACCCGAGCCGCAAAGCAUAGUUCAGCUGCAGAAAACUGACAAGGGAGUCGAGGAAAAAGAAAAGGAAGUCCAGAAAAACGUAGCAGCCGCGAAAACGAUUCCAAAAAUUGCUGAUUCAUCGGCGCUACCCUCGAACCAGGCGUCUGAAGUGGAAAAGAGUCCUGCUCCAGUAACCCCAGCUAAAAGAGGCCGCCCGAGUAACAAGUCGAAGCAGUUAAAACUGGAGCAAGAAAAGAAGUCUAAGGAACUCGUUGCACAACCCACUGUGGAACCUGUGACAAAACCUGCGGAUGUCCCAUUGGAAAAACUUCCGGAACCUCAGCCCACUGCCUCAGCGCCGGCAGACGCGGAAACUCCUCGAAAGCGCGGUAGAUCGAAAAAAGUUUCUGAAAUUGAUCAUGAGAAAGAUGUGGCCGUAGAACCCACCUCGAAUCAGCCGGUUUUGCCCACUGCGCCGCUGCAACCACCAUCUGCGAAGGUGCAGUUUGCCGACAAUUUGCAGUUGUUAGCUGCCGUUGCGGUUCCUGCCAUUGUGGUGGAUACGGUAACGGAGCAGAAAGAAGAGAAAAGCAGUACUGGUGCUGCGACGAAGGAAAAGAAACCUUCCGCCAGAAAGCGCAAAGUGCCUGUGGAAAUUUCUAAAGAUAUUUUGUUAUCCGCGCCAGCUUUUGCAGCAAAACACCGGGCCGCUUUAGAGCGAUUAAAGCUUCCGCUGGAUGGGUCAGAGGGAUCCGGUGAGACGGUCUUCGAAGAAGAUGAAUGCGGAAAUUCUGACUGA